Molecule: messenger RNA, 3591 nt
Organism: Vitis riparia (riverbank grape)
Lineage: Eukaryota; Viridiplantae; Streptophyta; Magnoliopsida; Vitales; Vitaceae
Product: proteinaceous RNase P 1, chloroplastic/mitochondrial-like
Exons: 2
Coding region: 181-1341 (386 amino acids)
Biological process (GO): tRNA 5'-leader removal
Molecular function (GO): protein binding; ribonuclease P activity
Source: RefSeq, a predicted model, not a curated record
AUACCGAAAUAUCGCCGAUAAAUUCCGAUUUUUCAAUCCAUGCUUGCCACUAUUGCCCUCCUUGCUCACGAUUUCUUUUCUUUUCCUUUAAACCAAACAGGCCAUUAAUUGUUUGUUUUUUCACCUUUCAAGCUCUCUGCGCAUCUAUUUGAAAUAGAGGAGGAACAAUCAUCGGCAGUGAUGCUGACGCGCGCUGGUGGUCUUUCCUUCUUCUUCGCCAAAACCCCAAUACUUUGCCAUGUCGGCCAUACUCGCCUACGCCCACUUCUCCACGGUUGCUCUCAUCACCAUUUCAAACCCACUACCUACAGUCCCUACAUCAAAGAUCGCAUUUUUAUGAACAAAUCAGCGCAUUUCUCGAAUUUAGCUCUCUCUGCAACCAAUAAAUAUAUUUCUGAAUCGUCAGCAGCAGCAAAAACAAUGUCCAACAAAGCCAGGAAGAAGGCCAGCCGAGAAUCGCCUGAAGGAGUGCUCAGAUUUAAACUAGAUAUGUGUUCGAAGCGCGGUGAUGUUGUGGAAGCUCUUCGCCUUUAUGAUGAGGCUAGGAGUCUAGGGGUUCCGCUUAGCCAGCACAAUUACAAUGUUUUAUUGUAUUUGUGCUCUUGUUCGGGGUCAAAUGGGGAUGAGAAUGUGGUGAAUUUGGCGUUGAAGAGAGGUUUUGAGAUUUUUAAGCAAAUGGGUGUUGAUGGAAUUGAACCUAACGAGGCUACAUUUACUAGUGCGGCGAGGUUGGCCUGUGCGAUGGAGGACCCAGAAAUGGCGUUUAGUUUGGUGAAGCAGAUGAAGAGUUGUGGUAUUCCCCCCAAGUUGAGGUCGUAUGGACCACCACUGUUUGGGUUUUGUAAGAAGGGGGAUGCGAAUAGAGCAUAUGAGGUUGAUGCCCACAUGGUGGAAUCCGGUGUGGUUGCUGAAGAACCUGAGCUCUGUGCUCUGCUUGGGCUUAGUGUGGAGUCGCGGUGGGUGGACCAGGUGUAUCAGAUGAUGCACCGCUUGCGAGCAUCCGUGAGGCAGGUCUCAGAAUCAACUGCUGAGGUUGUUGAACGAUGGUUCAAUUCCGAAGAUGCUGCAAGAGUUGGGGAGGAGAAUUGGGAUGUGGGGAAGGUGAGGGAAGGGGUUGUCAAAGGAGGAGGGGGCUGGCAUGGGCAAGGGUGGCUGGGGAAAGGGAAAUGGAAGGUGGUGAGAACUGAGAUGGAUGAGGCGGGUGUGUGUCAGUCAUGUGGCGAGAAGCUUGUUGGCAUUGAUAUUGAUCCAAGGGAGACUGAGAACUUUGCUAGCUCUUUGACCAAGUUGGCUUGCCAAAGAGAAGUUAAGGCAGAUUUUGUCCAAUUUCAGAUGCCCUGACUUGGAGACAUAUAAAGUGAGUAGCACUGAGUGGUGGAAUGUGAUCUACUGGCUUCUAAUCAAUUGUUUGUUUAUGAACAUUGAAUAAACCUACCAUCUCCAUUACUAUGACACUGCAGCUUGAAUCUUCUCCCCUCUUCCUCCCACUCCAAAGGGCCUAAGAAGCCUUUUUCCUCCAUGCAGAACAGCUCCACUCUUUCAAGCAACCGAGACAAACUUAUCUCUCCAAAUCUGAUCCAGCUGGAGAAACCUCCCCUUCCCCCCUCCACCUUUUUCCCUUUCAAACAGGGAUUGACCUCAAUACAGAUCUCAAAAGACUGAGGUAAAGGAAAUUGAAAUUACAGUCCUUAAAAUUCCUGUGGCAAACACAAGUAUUAUGAUGUUUCCACACAUGCCAACACAAAUUUAUAACAAGACAAAAUUUUGACUUUAAUGCUUUUGCCGCAAACACAAACGCUGAAGCUUUGUACCUAAACUCUGUCUCAAGCUUUCAUCCUGCUAAAGGUAUUUUCACUACUCACUUUUGACUUUCACAUUGGAGAAUAGAACCCGCACAUGUUUGCCAUGGUUCCAAAGUCCUCUGAUUAGCUCACUUCCAAACUCAUCUUUAGCAAAGACGUCCUCUAAGUUCCGACUCCUAUUACGCCCUCCUGGCAAUUUGAUCCUUACUUCCUUCAGGUUCCGAAGGUGAGUCGCCACCAACGAAUUCACUUCAUUCUUCCAAAUUUGUAUUGGUUCAAAAUCAAAUGGUUCUCCAAGAAAUUGUUGUAUCUGAAAAUUCACAAACAAGGCCUAUUAGUCAAAUUGCAAUACAGGUGAGUUACAAUAUAUCUCACUCCAUUGUCACCUUCUUGUGUUUUGGAGUCAUAACAAAUCUAAGAUCCUCAACGACUGGGCAUGCUCUGAGCAGGACAACAAUGCCUGGCAAUUCCCACUUCUGAAAAGAAGCAUUGAUUUCCAGACGUGUGCAAGAAAGGGAUACCAUCCUCAUACGGACCAAAGCUUUAUACAGACCCUGCAGAAUAGUUAAUGAAAGUUUCAAAAAAAUUGGUAUGGUGGAUAUUCUUAUGAAAAAACGCUAGUUUGAAACAAGCUGAUACCUGAACACAGAGAUUACCCAUUCGAAUUACUCUGACAUGUGCGAAACUGGGAAGAAUCUGGAGUAAUACUAGAUGAUAUCUCAGAGGCAAGAAUGUAUUCUGCCAUGAAGUUGCCUGGGGCUGGUCCUGGGGCUCAUCGAAGGUACACUCAAGGCAGUUGGUUAAAUCUUUUACAUGAUAUUUGCUCCUGGGCGCAAAGAACAGGAAGUGUAGUUUUUCUACACUUGGUGCAUUAAUCUCCAUUGGUUUCGUGGAAAAAGGAACUGAAGUCUCAAUGAUAUCCAGCUGUUUCAGAUUUGAAUUGGCAGAGGUUUCAAUUUUAAAAUAGGUUGUCCUACUGCAGUCAAAUAAGGAAAGUUGCUCCAGCAGCCGGGUGCUUGAAGUGAGCUUUCUGAGCUCUUCAUCUUGAAUUUCGAUACUUCUGAGUGUUAGAGUUCGAAGAACGGGUAAAUCAAUAGAAUCUAAAAAUGAGGUCUUACAGCACUUGAGCCAGAGGAAAAUCAAUGAUUUGCAUGUAAAAAUGGUUGGGGGUAGAAUGUAGAAUGGACUCCCCAUAUGCUUGUCACCAAUGUCGAAGUUUAUGUGUAGAUCCUCGACUUUUUCUCAACAACAAAGCUGAUCCAUUUGUUCACAUCAUCAUCAUUUGAAGAUUCAAACUGGAAAUCUACAUGAAAUUUCUUUAUUCUUGUUCCUUGGUGAAGGGAAAUAAACCUUGUCACAGAAGGUACAAUUUCUUGACCCAUGGAUUCGGUCCAGGAACUGUUAAAAACUAUGUUCUGCAAAUAUUUCCAUUGAUUUCUCCAUUGAUGUGACACCAGCUCAUUCUUUAUCACGUCUUGUAAUGGCAAGUUAUUCAAUAUGUUUUGAAAUGUUCCUUUGUCUAGUUUGUCAAACAUAUCUGCAGAAACAUUUCAACAAGUAAUUUUAUUCAGCAUGUUUCUAUUGUUGGGUGGCAAUAAAAGCAGGUAGAGGACCAUAGUGACAGAUAAAAUGUUGGACUGGAGCAAAAAGGAUGAAAGAGUACCAUUGAAGUUAAUGCAGAGAAGAAAAAGGGAAAAUAAAGAAUCAAAAGAAAGAAGAAAGAAUUUUAAUUGGCAGAUGCUUUUAUGGAUAUCAAUGACUGAUUAAAUCCAUUAUACAGGAAGAAAAA